GGGGGAAAAAAAAACAGAUAUCGUUUGCCUAGCCGUGUGGACAGACGUGAGAGACACAGGGACACAGAGACUGAUUGAGAGCGGGAAAAAGUGUGGCAGGAAGGGGGUAAAGAGUGACACAAUUGGAUAAGAGGAGAGGGGACAGACUACUUGAAGUGCUGAAAACACCUACCAUACCUCCAUUUGAAACAUGUACGGACAGAAGUGUUGGAUAUGGGCGGCCAUGUUGGCUCUCCUGGUCCUGACGGUGGCAGUGGUGGACGCCGGAAAAGCAGACAAACAAGGGAAGAGGGAGCGCAAGUCGGACUGUGGGGAGUGGCAGUGGAGCGUGUGUGUGGCCAACGAGGGCGACUGCGGCCUGGGCACCCGGGAGGGCACCCGGUCCGGUACCGACUGCAAACUGAACAUGAAGUCGCAGCGCUGCAAGAUUCCCUGCAACUGGAAGAAGCAGUUCGGAGGCGAGUGCAAGUAUGACUUCCAGAACUGGGGCGAGUGUGACAUGACCACUGGGAUGAAGAACAGGACAGGCGUGCUCAAACGCGCCCUCAUGGACGCCACCUGCCCCAACACUGUCACCGCGACCAAGCCCUGUGGCAAGAUAGCCAAGACCAAGCUCCAAGACUCCAGGAAGCCCAAACGGGACGGAAGGAAGAAGGAACGCACUCCGAUGGACUAGAGAGACGCAGCGGAGUGCUGACUGAAACAGAGUCUGCUUCGUUUCCCUCCUCCUCCUCCUCCUCCUCCCAUAGAUCAUCCGGUGCAGAGUUUAAGGCCCUAUAGCACUCAAGCAGUAAACCGAGAGAGCGAGAGGAUGUGUAGAAAAA
Alosa sapidissima (American shad) is the source of this 824-nucleotide messenger RNA. RefSeq names its product pleiotrophin (gene ptn). The coding region runs from base 191 to 676 and encodes 161 amino acids. The transcript is spliced from 5 exons. Gene Ontology annotation, molecular function: growth factor activity. Lineage: Eukaryota; Metazoa; Chordata; Actinopteri; Clupeiformes; Clupeidae. The record is from RefSeq and is a predicted model, not a curated record.